AUGAAGCGUUCUGCCCCGGGAGACCUUUUCACGCCGAGGAUGAGAAAACGCUUUAGAUACGAUGAUCUAGAAACGGACCAGACAGCUUACAAUGACGAACAGGACGAGGACGUUACCAAGCUGCGAUCCCCCAGCCCACAGUCGACCAUGCGUCGGUACGUGCGCGAGGUCCUAGAGAUGCUCAAUCGCGUAGAGUAUCAGGUGGACUACUUGCAGGAGGAACGUGAGGAGACACGUAUAAAACAUGAGAAAGAUGUGGAACGGUACCAGGACCGUAUUGACGGCCUUGAAGAGGAGGUUCUGUAUCAGCAAUCCAUCAUCGAUGUCAUCAGCGACGACGUCGAACGGCUCGAGCAAGAGACGGAGGGACACAAAAAAGAUAUCGAAGAGUUCAUGGAGCGCGAGCAUCGUGAUACCGUUGCGCGAAAAAAGCGCAUUGCAGUACUGAAGGACCAGAUUACCGAACUCGUUGACAACGCUAACUUGUAA
This is a messenger RNA of Suillus paluster, 489 nucleotides long. RefSeq lists its product as uncharacterized. Bases 1 to 489 code for a protein of 162 amino acids. The record is from RefSeq and is a predicted model, not a curated record. Lineage: Eukaryota; Fungi; Basidiomycota; Agaricomycetes; Boletales; Suillaceae. The transcript is spliced from 2 exons.